AUGAGAGUGACUGAUAAUGAUGAACCUUUCAUAUUAGCUGAUAACUUAUAUUGUGCAUCCUUAGACUGUCCGAGUGUGUCUGCCCGUGACGUCAGUGGGACGCUCCUCACGAUUCCCGCUCUGGACUCUAGUCUUCCUGUCCCCCUCCAUCAGUUCACCUGGCUGCUCCGUGUGCAGGAUCAAGGCACCGUGGAUCUCAUGUCUCCAAAAGGAAGCCUGCACCAGUCUGUACCAGACAAGCAGUGUAAUGAGAGAGUCUUGCUGGUCAUCUCUGAGACCGAGGGCUCCAACAUUGGCCUGUUUUGCUCUGCAGCUGAAGGCGCUGUCCAAAAAAUCCAAAUCAAAGGGAAUGUUUCCAUUACUGUAACGCCUAAUAAUACAAAAGACCUGAGCCAGGAGAAAGAACCUUUCUUAAAAGUCAGCACUAGUCCAGAGAUCACUGAAAAUGUAAUCUACAGUGUAAUUCCUCUCAUUUCGGGACCUGCGUACCUUGCGACACCAAACUCGCCCAACAGCAUGAAUCCUUCCUCGUCUGUCUCAUGGAUCAUCUACAUUCCCCAAGAGUACACGGCCGAGCUGAUGUUCUCCAAUAUCGUCAACCCCACAUGUGACUCGGGUCACACCGAGGUCACAGUCGGACCACUGGACUCUCAAGUUCAAACACAGACCUGGAGAGAAGAUCAGAGCUUCCCCAGCCCCAUCAUCCAGCAGCAGAGCUUCUACCUGAACAUGUCCAACUGCGAGCCCAAGAGCGGCCGCUUCGCUGUGCUCUCAAAGAUCAGUCUGCAGGAUUUAAUUUCAGAUACAAUGUUUUUCUGUAAAGCUUUGAACUAA
Molecule: messenger RNA, 834 nt
Organism: Carassius carassius (crucian carp)
Lineage: Eukaryota; Metazoa; Chordata; Actinopteri; Cypriniformes; Cyprinidae
Product: CUB domain-containing protein 1-like
Exons: 3
Coding region: 1-834 (277 amino acids)
Source: RefSeq, a predicted model, not a curated record